CGCAAGAAAUCUCUGCGUCCAUGACUCCCACAAGAAUGGCGGAUUUCUUUCUUCUUUCACAUUUCUGUGACAUUAUGUUCACAAACCAAAGUCAAUCUUGCCUGCUUCAAAUUUCCACAACCAGAAAAGAAACAAGAAACAGGGAAAGGCAAACCUUCUAGAACAAAACCCUUCUUCUUCUUCUCUCUCUCUCUCUCACACACACACACUCUAUAAAAUGCCAAUGUGAGAGACACCGAAGACACCCAUUCUUUCUCAGGACAGAGAGAGUCCCUCUCCUCUCCUCUCCUCUCCUCCCCUCCCCUCCCCUCCCCUCCCUCAAGCAUCACCAUGGACAACGGCCUCCUUCCUAAAUCCUUUCUCUUCUUCACGCUCUUCCUCUUCAUCGCUACCACAGGCGUCGCUGGUGCCAAGGAUCCCGGCCACCGAUUACCAAGGCCAAGGCCGCUGAGGAAAGAGAAAGUGACCCGCCUCCGCUUCUACUGGCACGACGUGGUGAGCGGCAAGAAUCCGACCAGCAUCACCAUCGUGCAGGGCCCCUCUCUCAAUUACUCCACUGGCUUCGGCUCCGUUCAGAUGAUCGACAACCCGCUGACCGAGGGGCCGGAGCUGACGUCCAAGCAAGUGGGGAGGUGCCAGGGGAUCUACGCAUCGGCGUCGCAGCAGGAUCUGGGGCUGCUGAUGAGCAUGAACCUGGUGUUCACGGAGGGGAGGUACAACGGCAGCACUCUCAGCAUCAUCGGCCGGAACUCGGUGUUUCACAAGUUGAGGGAGAUGCCGGUCGUCGGCGGCAGCGGCGCCUUCCGGAUGGCCAGAGGCUAUGCCCUGCUCAGGACGCAUUGGCUCGACAUGAACACCGGCGAUGCCUCCGUGCAGUACGAUGUGGUUGUCGUGCAUCACUGAGUCGGUGUCGGCCGGCCGGCCGGCUGUUGCCCUCCGAUACCAAAAUGCUUUGCUUUUAUGGGAAACUUUUUGUUUCAGGGGAGGACUCUAUCGUUCUUUCGCUGUCAGGAUUAGAAUGUUUGCCAGAUAUUGUAUGCCAGACUCGCUUCCUAAAGUUAAAAAAAAAAAGGAAUCGAGACAUCAAACGGGCAGGAUACUUAAUUGACCAAACAAUUUUGUUUUU
Nymphaea colorata (pocket water lily) is the source of this 1126-nucleotide messenger RNA. RefSeq names its product dirigent protein 22-like. Lineage: Eukaryota; Viridiplantae; Streptophyta; Magnoliopsida; Nymphaeales; Nymphaeaceae. The record is from RefSeq and is a predicted model, not a curated record. The coding region runs from base 331 to 903 and encodes 190 amino acids. The transcript has a single exon.